UUACUGAUGUAUUUUGCAACAUAUAUAAUUGGACAGACACCUUUUCCAGAAUUCACCGUUGUAGGAAUGGUGGAUGAUGUGCAAGUAAGGUACUAUGACUCAGUUACACAGAGAGCUGUAAGUAACUCUCACAAUGAUUCCAAACACUAUGAUGAAGAGCAACAUGAUGACAUUGUUAUAUUUCGUGAUAUGUAUUACAACUUGAAAGAUCGAGCAUAUUAUCUGAAGGACAUCCUAAAUCUCUCUGAUGGUGUACAUGUACAUCAGAGGCUUGCUGGAUGUGAAUUGUUGGAAAAUGACAAACCGGGUCUAGUUUACACAUGGGAUGCAUUCAAUGGUCAAAUGAAAGAGUGGGGUACCUUUGACGCAAAGACAAAAACAUUACAGAUUAACUUGUCAUUAAUACGUGCAUGGGACCAGCACAAAAGUCUUAAUGUCAAUUUUCUGUAUGAAAAUAUUUAUUAUCCUAUUUGCCUGAAAAUUUUGAGGAGGAACUUGAACAUGAAGAAAAGCAGCAUUCUGCAAAAAGUGAAACCUAGAGUCAGACUCCUUAAAAAGGUGCUUGCAGCAUCUCAUGAGGUUCAAAUCACAUGCCUGGUGACAGGUUUUUAUCCCCGCGACAUUGACCUGACUCUGGUCAGAGAUGGUCAGGCUGCUGUUGAUGGAAAAAUCACAGGAGGUAAUCUUCUGCCCAAUGGAGAUGGAACUUACCAGAUAAGGAAGAGUUUGCUGAUCAGUGUUAAGGAACUACAUGGCAGACAUAAUUACAGCUGUGCAAUAAAUCACCCGAGUCUGAACAACACACUGGACAUUAUGUUUGAUCUGGAAGAAACUGGCCUGGGAUUAUCAACUUUGUCCGUGAUUACCAGUACCUGUUUGGUUAUGUUUAUAUGGGUGUCUCUUAUAAUAACUGCACUAAUCAUAUGGAAGAGGAAGAGCCAUGCUGCUGCUCUUCCUAAACCAUUCAUGUUCUAA
Messenger RNA from Sinocyclocheilus rhinocerous, 975 nucleotides. Its product is annotated as major histocompatibility complex class I-related gene protein-like. The record is from RefSeq and is a predicted model, not a curated record. Lineage: Eukaryota; Metazoa; Chordata; Actinopteri; Cypriniformes; Cyprinidae. Gene Ontology annotation, biological process: immune response. Gene Ontology annotation, cellular component: external side of plasma membrane. Bases 7 to 975 code for a protein of 322 amino acids. The transcript is spliced from 5 exons.